UCGGCGCGGCCCCGACACGGCACGCCUCCGGACAGCUCGCGCCCCGCCUCGUUGGGCCUCACGUCCGGCCGGGAGCCCGGAGUGCAGGUCCUAAUCUGAAGGAGUGGCUGAGGGAGCAGUUUUGUGACCAUCCGCUGGAGCACUGUGAGGACACGAGGCUCCAUGACGCAGCGUACGUGGGGGACCUGCAGACCCUCAGGAGCCUGCUGCAAGAGGAGAGCUACCGCAGGUGAGCCUCACUGUCCGGGGCUGGCCCAGUGCUGCCGGAAGCCGAGCCGCAUCAACGAGAAGUCUGUCUGGUGCUGUGGCUGGCUCCCCUGCACACCGCUGAGAAUCGCGGCCACUGCGGGCCACGGGAACUGUGUGGACUUCCUUAUCCGGAAAGGGGCCGAGGUGGAUCUCGUGGACGUAAAAGGACAGACUGCCCUGUACGUGGCUGUGGUGAAUGGACAUCUGGAGAGCGCCCAGAUCCUCCUGGAAGCUGGCGCCGACCCUAACGGAAGCCGGCACCACCGCAGCACCCCCGUCUACCAUGCCUCGCGCGUGGGCAGGGCCGACAUUCUGAAGGCCCUCAUCAGGUAUGGGGCUGACGUCGACGUCAACCACCACCUGACUCCUGACAUCCGGCCCCCUUUCUCCCGGCGCCUCACCUCCUUGGUGGUCUGCCCCUUGUAUAUCAGCGCAGCCUACCACAACCUCCAGUGCUUCAAGCUGCUUCUCCAGGCGGGGGCGAACCCCGACUUCAACUGCAAUGGUCCCGUCAACACGCAGGGCUUCUACAGGGGCUCCCCUGGGUGUGUCAUGGAUGCCGUCCUGCGUCAUGGCUGUGAGGCGGCCUUCGUGAGCCUGCUUGUAGAGUUUGGAGCCAACCUGAACCUGGUGAAGUGGGAAUCCUUGGGCCCAGAGUCGAGAGGCAGAAGGAAGGUGGACCCCGAGGCACUGCAGGUCUUUAAAGAGGCCAGAAGUGUCCCCAGGACCUUGCUGAAUCUGUGCCGUGUGGCCGUGAGAAGAGCUCUUGGCAAAUACCGACUCCAUCUGAUUCCCUCGCUGCCUCUGCCAGACCCCAUAAAAAAGUUUCUGCUUUAUGAGUAGAAUGCGAGUGCGGCGGUGGACUGCAGGGAGGAGGAAAGUGACCUGCAGUGAAAGUUGACACCGAUUCUUGCCCCGUGAACCACAUCCUGUCUGUGCUGCUGACGGAAACCCGUUUGGCUGUUGGUAAAGCAGAAACGGCCUUGUUCUCCUGGAUUGUAAUUCCAUCUCAGGUGCUUGGGGCAUUGGACACUCCUGGGGUCAUUGUCAGCUGAAAAGUUCAUACAAAACUUCAUUUCGUUCUUCCUCAAUAUCUCUGUUUUGGAUUCUCACGGUAGCGUAUUCAUGAAGUGGGCCUUGCGGUGUGUGUAAGUACGGGCUGAGGUUGGAGACCUGCUAAUAGCUCCCGUGGGGAAGACUCCUAGCACUUUCCAGAACUGUGCUUCUGUUUAUAUUUUUACUUCUCAAUUUAAUUAUUUGAUUAAAGCCUUCUAAUACCUAAAUGAAAAGAGAGUUUUGGUAAAAAAAAAAAAAAAAAAAAAAAAAAAGAGAGAGAGUACAGAAAUGCAGUUCAUGGACUUGCUAGUUUGUUUUCCCUACUCCUUGGGGUGACAUGUGGCAUGUGUCUACACUCACCCCUUCUUGCCACUUCCGUGUUCUCUUCUUGUGGCAGUGUCCUCUGUUAACUGUCUUCCUUCCAGGAUGGUUUCUUGGCUGCAUGGACCGGCUGUGUGAGCUCAGUCAGUCCCUGCCUUUGUUCCAAGUCUACAGGGAGAACCUUCCUCAGUGCCACACCUGUUCUCAUACCGACCUGUGCCUCGCGUCACGCCAGCAGGUCUCGUGAACUCUCUGCCCUUUCCCUUUGAGGAGCUUCCAGACACGGAUUGAUUUUAGGAGGCCCGCACUGAAGAACUAGCCAGUAAAAUGACUGCCUACUUUUGGACCAAGGACCGCUCCAACAGCAUUCACUGCCAGUUCUAACUGACGGAGCACCUGCGGCGCUCCAGGACGGGGAGAUUCCCUUGUCCUCUGGUUGGUUCCAGGCUUUCCGUUGCUUAGUGUCCAGUGGACAAAACAUCUGGCAUUUGGUUGAUUGCUCUUUACCUUUUUGGACUUAAUGUCUUGGUAGUUGCUCCUAGAACGUGAGGACAGGGGCAGCAGUGAGUCAGAAGUCUUCCCCUGGGCCUCCUGGGGGUGCUGGUAGGUGAGAUGAGCUGAGGUGAGAUGGGCAGGGUUCUCACACACGGGCUGUGCAGCUCAUUCUGGUUGUGUCCGAGGAGGUGGGCCAUCGGCUGCCUCUUCAGAGCUCUCCAGGUGAUGCUGUUUCCUGGGAAACCACGUCUGGUAGUUGGAAGCCUCUGAUGACCAUUGUGUGGAAUCGUAAUUCUAACCUUCAGACUUGUUUGGGAGUGGGCAGAUUUCAAAUCUGUGUUUAGGUUUUCUGUCCUAAGAGCUAUCGAAUUUGUAAUAAUUGAAUUAGUGAUACAGAUUUACUUAAUUACUAACAGCAUUGUAGGUUUUAGCCGAGGAGAUAGGCAGUGUCUUUCAUUGUCUUACGCGGCUUGAGGAUAGAAUUCUAAACCCCACCUCGUGUCCCGGACGGCUCUCCUGAACACCGGGCUGUGUGACCUGUAGGUGCGUGUGUGAGGUCGGAGCGGAGAAGAGGCCCUGGAUGAUUCAGAGGGAAGACACAAUCAUUGGAGGCUCCACGUGGUUACAGUGACCCUAUCACAAGCUGUGGCCAUAGUGUAAGUGUGGGAUGGCUGUGUGAGCCCGAGAUGGGGCUUGUGCGCUGCUGCUGAAGGCCUGGUUCCCUGUCCGGCUGGGCUGAUGCAGAGCUGGGGGCCGGUCAGAGCAACGCUGUGAGCUGCGGGUUGUGGGUAGCUGAUGUGGGUCCUUAGAGCCAGAGCCAAGUGCCACAAAGGCUUCAGCUGAGAAGGGAUUCGGGGUGUUCUUCGUGGCAUUCAGGGUGGGACCAGGACCACUGUUAGGCUCUGGCAGGAGCUGUGGGGAGGUAGGGCUCCCUGGAUAUAGGGAAGUUUGAGCCACCCAGGGGUGGACUGGGCUGCUGGCAGGAGCUUCAUGUUACUAGAGGUGGGAAAGCAGUGGCUGGUCACCUUCUCGGUGACCCCUGAGUGGCUGAGAUAGGAGUUUCUGGAGUGUGUGGUAGUUCACCUUACUUUUCAGCUCUUCCAGCACUGUGUCCCCCUGCCUCGGCUCUUUUGGCUCAGGUUCUGUCCAGGUAGGCCAUGUUAUAGACGCGUGACACGCUCUGAGUCUACCCCACUGGGUGCUUUCUGCAGAGGCGUGUUAGGACAGGGUCCCCCCAGCCAGUGCAGAAGUCUCGUGCAUGUAGGCACGACUUUCGGGCUGCACAGAGGCAAGGGCCCAGUGCAGAGCGGUGUCAGGGUCUGCUGCCCAGUGAAGCAAGGGCAGGGCUUCGUUCGGGGGGAUUGAACCAUUUUUCAAUCUAAAAGGGUCUAAAAGGAAUGGACUGAGUUGCUUCUCAUAGUUGGGUCUCCCCCAGAUCUGGCCAGGGAGAUAGUGUGAGUUGGGAGAGGGUGAGCCAGGGAACAGGGACUCUCCUGCUCUGCCCCUCGAAUGUGCUGUGCUCCUGGCCAGUCUGCGGGGGACCGGGGCCCCCACUCUUCCUUUGCAGAGCACAGGUCUGAUUGUUUGUUCAGCCGGACUUUGCUGAUGCUUUUCGAAUCCUGAGGACUGUUAGGUUCAGCCUCUAGUUUGAAACUUCAUAGCUGCCAAACAUGAAACUCAGGACAAUGUCGCUGGUCGCUUGUGGUCAUUCCUGCUUGUUUGACACUUCACUUCACUGAGGCUCCCUUUCCUUCCGUUGGCUGGGAUGGGAUGCUGAAGAGGAAAGAGGAGCUCCGUUAGAACACUGUAUGAAAUCAUGUUUCUUAGGCAUGGGGCCCCCAGGUCCCCUGUAGCCAGGAAACGUGGUGGGACUCGAAGAGGCUGCUGCCCGGCAGGCCCCGGAGCUCUCCCUAGGGAGGGUGCAACGGACCAGUGGGAGUGAGCUGGAGUGUCCCCCCAGCCUGGUCCCAGGAGUGUCCCGACUGUUCCCACUCAUGGGACACCUCCUGGCCGUUGAACAGCGUCCUGCUGCGGGCCUUGGCUGCUGUGUUCAGAUGGGCCGGGAUUGGGGUCGGGGGCAGUGUUGAUAACCUCUGAGAAUUCCGCUCUGGCAUCCUGGGCGCGAAGUUUGAGUCUGUUUCCCAGAGCCGUCCGUGUCACGCGUGGCUGUGCCUUUUCGUAUUACUUUUGUUAUUUAUAUAUUUAUUUAUUUAUUUAUUUAUGUCUUGCCUUGUUCCAGAAAAGUGUUUAAGGCAGCAAUGCUUGGUUUUUGAUGUUCUCUUUUGGCAUUUUGGUAAGUUUCUGUCAGCAUGUACUUGUUAGGUGAUUUUAAAAAGAGGACAAUUAGCAGUUUCCUAGUGGUGUUAUGUUUCUGUUUUCAGGCGUAAGUGCCAUCCGUUUUCCUUUUUUCCCUCUUCUCUGAAUUGGUUUUUUGAGUCGAAGGUUCGUGCAGAAGUAGAAGGGGAGGCACAGCAGCAGGCAGAGGUCCGAGCAAAGGAGACUCAGCCAUAGACAGAAGUGCUUUGCCUGCGCUUUUCCACGCACGGCCGCGUGGCCGGGGCGGGCUCCAGGCUGUGGUGCGAGUGCGUGGCCUCCCCGCUCGCGCUGUAGCGCUCCGACUGUGCCCGCCCACAGGACGUGUGCAAAAACACUUUGUACUGAGCAGUCCCUGUGACUAUAAACUGCUGUCGUGACUGUUGUCCCUCUUCUCAGUGGAUGUGCACUGGAGGUGAUGACGGUGCUGGAAGGGCCUGUGACCUUGGGGCGCACGGGGCAGGGACGGUCAUGGGGGCCCGCAGCGUAGGCCCUUGGCACAGAGGGCUCUGUGAAGGUCAGUAAAUACAAGGACACGUAUUAAAUACCUUAUGAAGUAAGUUUAUUCAACCUAAAGGUUUAUAUUUUAUUUCGAGAUAAUGUCCUUCCUAAUUUGGGUGAUAACGUGUACUUUUAUGUAAUGAAGGUGGUAAUAGAGGGCAAUAUUUUUAUUUUUUAAAAUGCUCUUGAUUGGAAGAUAAAAUGUUGGCUGCUCUUUGUCAAGCCCCAGAAUUUCUUCUAAGCCUGCCAGUCUCUGAAGUCACAGAGUCAGGGAACCCCAGUCUAGCUACAGUGUAUGUUUACGUGAUGUGAGAAAUUCCUCUUGGAUUCUUAAAACAGCGUGUUCGCUGUUGCAUUUCUGCUGUCUCGUAGUCCAAGAGCAAGCUCGAGAUCACUGUGCGCAGUGUGGGGAAGGCGUGCUUAUGGUCUGGCGGUGACAGAGCCUCCCUGCGGUGACCGGGCUCCAGCCGUUCCCGAACCCACGAGCACACUCCCCGGAACUGCCGUGUGGCCUUCUCGGUCAGGACUGCCCUUACCUCGGGCCUGGGGGCCGGUGGCUCCGUGGCCUGUUGGUGACGGCGGUAGAGUGGGUGUUCUGGAUCCAAGGCUUCAGCUUCCUCUUCUGCCCCUUUGGCCGCCUGCCAGGCACCCAGUGACCAGUCCUGAGUGGUCUGGAUUCCGCGCCAACUUGGAAGUGACUCAUUUGGCCACAUGACCUCCUUCUCCCCAGCUUACUUAUUACUCCCCUCUUGCCCCCCACCCCCGGAACCUGACCCCUUGGUGUGGAGUAAAGUAACCAAUGUGCGCUCAUGAAUGGUUAGUGAAAUUGUGUCCUGGGAGAAUUCCAUGGGAGGGACAUGCAGAUUUUGGAGUGUAGUGAUGUACAGAAUAUAUACUAUAGAUUCCAGGCAGACAAUCAGAUGGAGAAGUGAGGCGGGGAGGCUUCUGUGGCCUUAACACGGAAUCGCGCAGUGUCUGGAAUGCAUGGGCAUCCUUUUUUUUUUUUAAAGUUGGUUUGAUUUCAGAUCUCUACCAGGUGAUGUACGAAUGUGCAUCAUUGCAGUUUGAGUGUGGUGUUUGUGUAUGUAUGAAGUCCCAGCUUGCUGCCGUGGCUUAGCAGCAGCGUCCCUGCUCUGCUCUGCAGUGUUUGCACAGCUCCUGGCGCUUGUUUGGUGGUGGGCACAAGAGUGUGACCUGCAGUGGGCCUGUGUGCCUGGAGACAGGCUGACGGGAACGUUCACCGUAGACCCUGUUUGUCCCUCCUGCUUUGGGGAUGCAGGCGUGUUUGCUCGCAGCAGCUGGGGCCGUGACUGUUCUUGCACUUGUGCCUGGUUAAGCAUUUCCAAAAGUAUGAUGGACCUCUUUGAUAUGUUAUUGUAACUUUAAUAAAUGCUUUAUUACCCUCUAAUUCACCCCCUCCCCAAUGCCUUAAUUUUUUGGACUGUUUAUCUUAAUGGGUAGAAAUUGGUCUUGUGAAAUCUUUAAAUACACAUUUCAGCCAAGUGACUGGCUCUCAGGAAAGUUUCUAAUGAUGUGGAGAGAGGAACUUUUUUGAACUGCUCGGAGGGAGCUUGCUGUUGUAGAGGGGUGCCCAGAAGGUGGCACAGAUACAAACUUCUGGCCAAGCCUGAUUUACUUAGUGGGGUUUCCAGUUUGAAGAGAAUGUGCCCCUUGCUUUCAGGCAAGGUGAAUUGUCCCCACAGUGCUGCAUGGGGGAGGUGGUGGAGAACUGUGGGCAGAACCAUUGUUUCUGGGCCUCUGUUACAUGUGACGUGUUUUGAUGGGAGGGUGAGGUAUGAAGCCUUGGGAUGGACCCAGGAGUGAAGGAACUAAAUAAAGACAUUUAUUCUUA
Molecule: messenger RNA, 6787 nt
Organism: Ailuropoda melanoleuca (giant panda)
Lineage: Eukaryota; Metazoa; Chordata; Mammalia; Carnivora; Ursidae
Gene: ASB1
Product: ankyrin repeat and SOCS box containing 1
Exons: 5
Coding region: 163-1092 (309 amino acids)
Biological process (GO): intracellular signal transduction; protein ubiquitination; ubiquitin-dependent protein catabolic process
Cellular component (GO): ubiquitin ligase complex
Molecular function (GO): protein binding
Source: RefSeq, a predicted model, not a curated record